AUGGCAGAACCCUUUGCGCAACCGUCUUACAACGCCCGGUCCCGAUACCAGCAGCCACACUUAAAGUCACUGGAAUCAGAGAAUGAAGUGAUAUGGACAGCCACUCGGUGUAAUCGACUUUUGCGGCCCCUUUCGUCACGGCUGCUUCUGUUGCGGAAGUCAUGCGCCAAAGCUGGACCGAAAGACAUGACCGCCGAUUUUGACGACAGUUACCUCUAUCCAAGAAAUGUUGCCUUCCAAAAUAAAUAUCGGUUGAGUAAGCAUACAAAGGCAACGUAUAAUGAAGAUCCGGAGUGGAUCCCGAUUCAGAAAUCAAAGCGCAAGAUUAGGCAACAAUAUACUGGGCGUAGGACGCGACUCCAAAGUGAAGGCGAGGCAAAGGAUUGCAAAUCUCCGAGAUCGACAUUGCCUCCAGGAGAAGUCAUUGUGCCUACUCCGGCAAUCGCUAGAAAUCUGUCAAUAAUACAGGAGCCUGCACAAAAAGAUGUAUCACCGAAAAUAAGCAAUCCUAGAGAUACGAACCUUGCCACCCCAACAAGAACGAGGUUGCAAGGGAAAGGAAAUACUAUUUUCUCAAAUGGGGCGCCAAUAAAACAACUCAUUCACGGUUCCAAUGACACGCUCGAGCCGCAGAAAAGAAGUUUGGUAAAUGGGAUCUACGCUGCCCUCGACUGCCUUCUGCGAUCAACAAUGGGGUGCCGAGGUGCUCAAAUUGAAGGAGCCCCUACUCUCUUGUUGAUGUGUCUCAGAAAGGUUCCAGACUAUGUGAUUGAAGAAGAGAUUUGGCUGCGAGAAUCGGAUAAUCUUGCGGAACAACCAAAUUUAUCCUCCGAAGUCUACUCUGAAUUGGAAGUGCUUGGAGCCUCAAAUUCGGGUGGAUGGACGCCACUGAGACAUGUUGUCAGAGCACAUGGAAUUUCGAUGAUAAAAAGGGCAAUUCUUGAAGGAACGUUGAACGACGAGGCUGUGAGGGGUCUUGUGCUAAUAUGUACCAGAAAUCGUGCCUUCAGCGAGGCGGAAGUUCUACUCUCUACUAUGCUCUCAGUAUGCAGAAUAUUUGAAAAGCCCACGACACCCCAAAAUAGGCUCUUUGAUUUGAAACGCUCAGCUAGUCUCCACACUCUGGAGCUUUUCGUGAAGGCAUCCGGCCGCCGAGGCUACCUCUAUCGUCAGCUAGAUGCUCUUUUCCGAGGUGGGCAGAUACCCUUGCAGUGGCUGGCAACCGAGGAUUUGCUUUCGUUGUGGAGCCAAAUUCUUCAGACUUUUCCUAACUCAAACAACGGCCAUAAGGAAGGCAAAGAUUUGAUUUUUAAUGCGUUGCGGCACCUUUGCCACCUAGAUAAGGAUUUUCUCGGUCCACAAACGCAUCAGCUCCGCCUACGAUCAUUGGACGCUAGGAGAAAAAAGCGAAUGCGAGAGCAACCCUUUUCCUUUCUCCGAAAUUCUUCUCAGUCGAUAAAGUCGCCGUUGAAAAGUCGGAUUUCCCUUGAUCGGGACCAGGAAGGGUCACACUUUCCUCUUGAGAAUACGUUCUCGAGCAUUGCUGUUAUUCUAACCGCUAAAUCUAUGCUUCAUGGAAAUAAUAGUCAUGGAGAUUCAGAUAUGCACCUCUUCCAUUGUAUCUUUCUGCCUCUCCAGUCUCUGGCGCUUGACAUAGAGAGAACCACCGAGCUUGGAGUGUUGAAUCCUCCAUUCAGGCUGUCCCACCAGCUCCACAAUCGUCGAGCGUUACAAGUUGUUCUGGCAAACUAUUUUGCCUCAGCGUGCUUCGACCAAAAUUUGAGAGACAUGCCCUCUGUAGUAACAGAGAGAAACCUUCAAGCAUUACAUUCGCUUUUAAGAGGAAUAAGAGGCUCCAUCAACGCAUGUGAUGGGUUCGAAAGUAUUUCUAAGUUCAUAUGCUCUAUUGCGCGCCGCUGCGGCAGAGUAUACAGAGGUGAUGGCUUCUGUCAUCUUAAAUCUCUCGUGCGCCUUCUUGUCUCGAUUGCUGAAAGCAGCAGCUCCAUCCAUACCUUCCGCCAAGAAAAGAGAUUACUUGCUGGAAUAGGGCUUGAUAGCGCCAUGCAUUUUUCGGAGCAGACUGGAUCCUCUGAACAUCUUCAAUAUGCACAAGAAAUAGAGAAAUUCAUUAUAGACAGCGAUUUGGUUUGGAGUGAAACACAGAACAGGGGAGGGACCUCAGCAGAAAGCAGUCGAACUAAGUUUCGAUGGGAAGAAGGCAUCUGCGAAUGGAUAGCAGAAACGCCGACGGCAGCCAUUCGGCAUAGGGCUUGCUCAAGAGCCUCGACUCCCUGCACUGCCAAAUUAAAAACCACUACCUCUGAUAUACAGAAUCCUGGAGGCGAUGCUAAGAAACACAACAAGUAUUCUAUCAAGGAUCGAGGUCCACAGAUUCUCAUAGUUGAAAGUGGCUUAGGUCGUCAUGGAAGGGAGGAAGGGAACUCCCUGGUCCAAUACCCUGUCAACUUUCCGAACAGGUAUAUAUCGGAGAGAGGAAACUCAGACAUCAUGCAGCGCGUCCCUUCAAUCUUAGAUGGACAGGUAAAACGCCGACUCUAUGAAGCCUCUCUACCAUCCAGGGACUUUCGUUGCAAGCGACGUCGGCUGAACUCUUGGAGUCGCGCUGACAAUGUCAACAUGGUGUCUGAACUCUAUUCAAACUCAUCGAACCUGCACAAGGAUCGACCCAUAUGCGAGCAUUCAGAUGAAGACGAGCUGGCGACUGGUGAGUCGGAGGUUCGGAUUAGACCAACGAUAUCAUCAGGGGCCCUCAAGGAAAUUGGCAAUGUACAGUGCUAUAGCCCCUCAACCUCUUCCGCACCGCGAUCCAGGUACUGGGCACAGCGCCAGAUGCGCAAGGUCAUGAGACAAUUAAAUACUGGCAUAAACGGAGAUGGAGCGAAUUCGGCUGAGAGCGAGGAUGAGUUAUGCCAGUCGGCGUGA
This is a messenger RNA of Xylona heveae TC161, 2943 nucleotides long. RefSeq lists its product as hypothetical. Bases 1 to 2943 code for a protein of 980 amino acids. The record is from RefSeq and is a predicted model, not a curated record. The transcript has a single exon. NCBI's taxonomy places the organism in Eukaryota, Fungi, Ascomycota, Xylonomycetes, Xylonales, Xylonaceae.